This is a messenger RNA of Drosophila mauritiana, 4249 nucleotides long. RefSeq lists its product as uncharacterized. Gene Ontology annotation, cellular component: nucleus. The transcript is spliced from 7 exons. Gene Ontology annotation, molecular function: DNA binding. Bases 544 to 4077 code for a protein of 1177 amino acids. The record is from RefSeq and is a predicted model, not a curated record. Lineage: Eukaryota; Metazoa; Arthropoda; Insecta; Diptera; Drosophilidae. Gene Ontology annotation, biological process: regulation of transcription by RNA polymerase II.
GGAUUCGGAUUCUCGGAUUCUCGGUUUCUCGGCUUCACGCUUCCUCGGAUUCUCGGUUUCUCGGAUACUUGGAUAGUCCGAUAGUGGGAUAUUCUCGCCAGACUCGGCUUCUCUGCGAGAUUCUCCAUUCUCCUCCCUGGCCAGACGGGCGAUUCUUGGGCCCGACCGAUUUGGGUUCGGAUCGAAAGCGGCGUUCGCUGCUGCAGCGCUGCCGGCGUCGCUGCCUGCGCUCUUGCGUAUUAGUAACGUCGUUGACAUGCCAGGCCACUAAAAACCAAAAAAAAAAAAAAUUAAAAAAGUAAAAAGAGCUGAAAAUGCAAAAGUGCUGUGACAACCACAUAUAAAUGAAUAGUAGGAAAAAAGUUUAAUACAUUAAAAACAACUACCACAAACAAAGUCAACGUUUUCACCGUGCUGCAACAAAAAACACCACAAAUUUUUUACAUAUUUACAUUAAUGAGCUUGUAAAUAUUGGGACGCAUUGCCACGAAAAGUACAGUUGCGAUCUAACAAUAUCGCCAAUAUAUCCUCAAAAAGAAAGCUAUGGCCGAUUGUUCAUAUGUGAGAUGUCAGCAAGAGCGUCGGCUCAUCAAAAAGAAGCUAUUGAAAUGGUCCACGGAUAUGCUGCAUAUUGUGGCCCUAGAACGCGUUGCUGAAGAAUGUAUGGGUCGCAGGCAAUGGAAACAUUAUCAAGACAAACUGACGUGCAGCCACUUGAAUAUCGAGGAGCAACAGCCCAUAGCAAUAGCCGGUUCCGAGGACGAGCCAUCGCAAUACAACCACAGCAGCAAGGAGAUCAGCCAGAGCAAUCCCAACCACUGUAAGACAGAGAACCACCGUCUGGAGCAGCACCACAACGGCAGCCAGCUACUGGAAGAAGAUUCUGAGAACAACCAAACAUCACACGAUUCAUCACGUACACCAACACCGGGAGCCACCAGUACACCAUCACCACCGCCAGAACCCAUCGAUUGGAGACCGUCGGCCAAGUGCAACUUCUGUGUUAACGGUCGCCUGCUAACGGUUAACGCCCAGGGCAAGUUGGUGGCCGAGUCAGCAGCAACUGCCACUAGUAGUAGCACUAGUAAUAGCCACAUUCAUCAGCACGACAGUGACAGCAACUCGAGCGCAUCACUGCCCCACCACAUCAGCGGCAGCAGCAACAACAAUAGCAGUGGCAACAGGGCACGCCACAUUGCUGCUGCAAGUGCAAGAGCAACACCAGCAGCGGCCACACCCGCCAACUCCCUCGAACUCUACAAGCUGCUGACCCAGCGGGCAGCCAAAAUGACAUCGAUGGACUCGAUGGCCGCCCAGCUGGCGCAAUUCUCACUGCUGGCCGACUUCAAUCUGAUCAACUCGCUGGCCAGCCAACAGCACCAGCAGCAGCAGCAACAGCAACAGAUCGCUAGUGCGGUAACGCCAACUACCUCAGAAGUAUCUGCAGCCGCAAUCAGUCCCGCACUCAAAGAUACACCCAGUCCCAGUGCGGAUGCACCGCUCGAUCUUAGCAGCAAACCAUCGCCGAACUCAUCGAUUAGCGGCGAUGUGAAGUCCGUCAGAGCCUGUGCCACGCCCACAUCGUCGGGAAGAAGGGCGUACAGUGAAGAGGAUCUGAGCCGGGCCCUGCAGGAUGUGGUGGCCAACAAGCUGGAUGCCCGGAAAUCGGCUAGCCAGCACCAUGAGCAGCGCUCCAUUCUGGACAACCGGCUGUUCAAGAUGAAACACCAGGACCAGGAGCAGGAUCAUGAUGGCGACGAGCUCGAGGACUCCAACGAUGAUGCUGAGGCGGAAGUGGACAGCAAUGCGUCGACACCGGCGUAUCCCGCAGAGUUUGCAAGGGCUCAACUGCGCAAACUGAGCCACCUGUCCGAGCACAAUGGCAGCGAUCUGGGCGAGGAUCUGGAUCGUGGAUCACCGAAAAUGGGGCGACAUCCGGCCUGCGGCAAUGCCAGUGCCAAUCAGGGCGCUCCGCCAUCCAUUCCGCUGGAUGCUAAUGUCCUGCUGCACACUCUGAUGCUGGCAGCUGGCAUCGGAGCAAUGCCCAAGCUGGAUGAAACGCAAACGGUGGGCGACUUGAUCAAGGGUCUGCUGGUGGCCAACACUGGUGGCAUGAUGAACGAGGGACUGCUGAAUCUGCUGUCCGCCAGUCAGGAGAACAGCAAUGGCAAUGCCUCGCUGCUGCUGCAACAGCAGCAGCAUCAGCAACACCAUCAGCAGCAGCAGCAACAUGUCGCCGCCUACCGGCAUCGCCUGCCCAAGUCGGAGACUCCGGAAACGAACUCCUCUUUGGACCCGAACGAUGCCAGCGAGGAUCCCAUACUGAAGAUUCCGUCCUUCAAGGUCAGCGGUCCGGCCAGCAGCAGCAGCCUGUCGCCGAGCGGACUGGUUGGUGGUCACCACCAUACGCUGAACAACAACAACAGCCUCAGCAUCAGCAACAACAGCAACCACAGCAGCAACAGCCAUCGGAACGGCAGCAAUCGCAGCCCGCAUUCCGCAUCGCCCAUGCUGGCCGCGGCCGUGGCCCAAGGUGGCUACUCCGCCGGCAACAGUUUGCUGACCUCAUCCUCGUCCAGCAUACAGAAGAUGAUGGCCAGCAAUAUCCAGCGGCAGAUCAACGAGCAGAGCGGCCAGGAGAGUCUCAGGAACGGGAAUAUCAGCGAUUGCAGCAGCAACAAUGGCGGCUCCUCCUCGCUGGGAUACAAGAAGCCGAGCAUUUCGGUGGCCAAGAUCAUUGGCGGAACGGACACCUCACGGUUCGGAGCCUCGCCCAAUCUGCUGUCCCAACAGCACCAUCCGGCUCACCACCUGACCCACCAGCAACAGCAGCAGCAGCUGAGCGCCCAGGAGGCAUUGGGCAAGGGAACGCGACCAAAGAGGGGCAAGUAUCGCAACUACGACCGCGACAGUUUGGUGGAGGCGGUCAAGGCGGUGCAGAGAGGUGAAAUGUCGGUUCAUCGGGCGGGCAGCUACUACGGCGUACCGCAUUCCACACUGGAGUACAAGGUCAAGGAGCGUCACCUGAUGCGACCGCGCAAGCGGGAGCCCAAGCCGCAGCCCGAUCUCGUCGGCCUGACCGGACCAGCCAACAAGCUGCAGCUGGACAAACUGAAGGCGGGACCACAUGGUGGCUCCAAGCUGAGCAACGCCCUCAAGAACCAAAACAACCAGGCGGCUGCGGCGGCGGCGGCAGCAGCAGCAGCAGCGGCCGCUGCCACGCCCAACGGCCUGAAACUGCCCCUCUUCGAGGCGGGGCCACAGCAGUUGUCCUUUCAGCCGAACAUGUUCUGGCCCCAGACGAACGCCACGAAUGCCUACGGCCUGGACUUCAAUCGCAUCACGGAGGCGAUGCGGAAUCCCCAGGCCUCCAAUCACCACGGCCUGUUGAAGAGUCCCCAGGACAUGGUGGAGAACGUGUACGAUGGCAUCAUCAGGAAGACGCUGCUGGCGAGCGAGGGCAAUGGCAGUGCGGCGGGUAAUGGCAGCAACGGUAGCAAUGGCAACGGGCAUGGGCACGGGCAUGGCCAUGGACACGCCCUGCUCGAUCAGCUGCUGGUGAAGAAGACCCCCUUGCCGUUCACCAACCAUCGGAACAAUGACUACGCCGCCACCAGCGGGGAGAGCGUGAAGCGGUCGGGCAGUCCCAUGGGCAACUAUGCGGACAUCAAGCGGGAGCGCCUGAGCGCCGACAGCGGCGGCAGCAGCGAUGAGGAGCACUCGGCCAGCCACAUCAAUAACAACAACAGCGACUUGGCGCACAACAAGAACAAGAGCGGCGGCGGCGGCGGCAAUGGUCAGACCAAUGGGAACGGCAGGACCAGCCGGAUGACGUCGCGGGAUGACUCCGAAACGGAUGCCAGCAGCUUGAAGAGCGGCGAAAGUGGCGGCCAGCAAAACCACAAAAUGAUGGAUCUCAAUGGCGGCAGCAGCAGCAGCAGUCACAUCAAGUGCGAAUCGGAGGCGGCCACCGGACACCACAGUCCUGGACACCACACCACAUCCAUACUGCACGAGAAGCUGGCCCAGAUCAAGGCCGAGCAGGUGGACCAGGCGGAGCAGGCGGAUCAGUUAUAGGAGCAGCCGAUGGCCGCGAAUCCAGCGUUCGCCUGGCCACCGCUGGCCGCCCACUACUACAGCUUCUAGGCGGAGGGAAGGGGGAACACCAAAUUAAGCCACGUUUUUUGAUAGUACCAUACAAAUCACUAUAUAGAAUUAUAUAUAUAUAUACAUAUAUAAUAAUUUAUGC